Molecule: messenger RNA, 2214 nt
Organism: Saprolegnia diclina VS20
Lineage: Eukaryota; Oomycota; Saprolegniomycetes; Saprolegniales; Saprolegniaceae
Exons: 11
Biological process (GO): proteolysis
Molecular function (GO): serine-type endopeptidase activity
Source: RefSeq, a predicted model, not a curated record
CGAUGCACCGGCUCGCGCUCGUGGCUGCGCUCGCGGCGCCGAUGGCGGCCGCCGCCGCUGCGUCGCCGCUGACGCACAUCUUUGACCUCAUGGGCAUCAGCACCUUCCACCGCCAUGGCGUGACGGGCAACGGCUCGGUCGUCGGCGUCACCGACUCGGGCCUGUACAUGGCGCACGACCAGUUCGCCCAGGCGUCGAGCGUCUACAACCGCUUCGACCUCAAGGCGCGCAAGGUCGUGCACUACGAGACGUUUGCGGACGAGAAGGACCAGUCGAAUGAGCCCGACCACGCAUGCGGCCACGGAACGCACGUGAGCGGCAUCCUCGCUGGCAACGCAGAAGCGACGUACCCGCUGGGCGUUGCGCCGGACGCCCGCAUCGCCUUUCUGGACAUUGCCACCGACUGCACGACGCUGCCGUGCCCCUCCGCCGUUGUGCUCCGAGUGCCUACGACGCCCGAAGCUCUCUUUCUCAACCAAACCAAGGCCGGCGCCAAAGUCAUUUCCUAUUCCUGGGGCACGGCGUCGACCGGCAGCGCCUUUAUCACGACCACCGACGACUACGACGACCGGACCCGGGCCAUUGACAAGUACCUGUACGACCACCCGGAUAUUUUGCUCGUCACGGCGGCCGGCAACGCCGGUGGCAACGGCGCUACGUCCAUCGUGAGUCCGGCUGGCGCCAAAAACAGCCUCACGGUCGGCGCGUCCCUGGCCGACGUCACGACGCUAGCAACUGCGGCGAGCGACACGCAGCCGGCCGACUGCCAAGACAUUCUGAACCAAGACGCGUUGACCUAUUACUCGUCGAUGGGCCCGACGCGCGACGGCCGUAUCAAGCCCGACCUCGUGGCACCAGGUCGCUUUCUCGUGUCGGCCAAGUCCUUCCCGAGCGAGAAUGCGACGAGCACCGCGUCGACGUGCCGGCUCGAAGGCACCUCGCAGGCGACACCGAUCGUGUCGGGCAUGGCGACGCUUCUCUACAGCUGGCUUCGCGACGGAUACUGGGUCAACGGCAGCCCGUCGCCGGCGUUCGCCAUGACGUCGAUCCCGUCGAGCUUGCUCAAGGCGCUGCUGCUGCACAGCGCAACGCCGCUCGUCCGACGGCUGCCCGAUUUGUCUGCGACAUCGACGUGCGACGGGAUCAAGAAGGGCAUGUACCUCUUCAAGCAGUACCCUGACCCGCGCCAAGGCUACGGUCGUCCUAACGUCGCCACCCUUUGGCCAACGGCGACGUCGCCGACCGUGUACUUUUACCCUAACCACACGGGCAUGGUCCCGUCGCUCUCGCAAGGCUACGUGCACGACUACAGCGUCAGCGUCUCGCCCGGCGGCCACCUCCGCGUUACGAUUGUAUGGACGGAUCCGCCGCAGACGUCGGCGCCCCUCGGCACGUCGCUUCUGACCAACGACCUCGACCUCUCGGUGCUGCUCCCAGGGACGAACAAGGUGGUGUUCCCGCUCUCGACCAACGGCCAGCGCCGGGACAGUGUCAACAACAUUGAAAUGAUCGACGCCUCUUACGAGACGCUGGCAGGCCUCGCCACCCGCAGUGCGAGUGCGUCCGGCCCGCUCGUCGUCACCGUGCGCGUCACGGGCGCCCUCCAAGUGUCAGCCCAAGACUACUCGAUCGUGUCGACGUCUCCCCUCGGCGCGGCGACGCUCGGGUCGGCGCCGCCGCUGCCAAAGCCGUCAAGCGACGAGAGGGCCUCGGGCGUUGGCUCGUGGGUCAUCAUCGUCGGCGUUGUCGGUGGCGUCCUUCUCUUGCUACUAGCGUCCUUUGCCUGCAUCGUGCUGUCUCGGCGCCAGAGAAACGAGACGGGCGAGUACGAAGCGCUGCAGACGACGGUCCGCAACAUGUUUUCCCGCCACGUGUGCCCGUACUGCCGCUUCUCUACGAAAGACCCGGUGCUGCUGCUCGCGCACGUUGAAAGCGCCCACGCGCCGACCGUCGCCGAGAGUCGCGAGAUACUCGAGACGCAGCGGACCGCAUGCCCGCACUGCCACUUCAAGUCGUUCGAUGCCGUUGCGCUCGUCCACCACGUUCAAGCCCUGCACACGUUUGACGAUGCCACGUCACCGACAUCGACUUUGCACUAAGCCGAUGAGAGCUGAGCUUAUAGUUGAUACAAUGAUAGUAGGCUCUGAUCGCACUCGACAUUGAAAGCGCGGGGUUGGGUGCGCCGAGUUAAUAAAAUAGUGAGAGACAACUAGA